AUGGAAAGUGUCGAAGGAACGUCCGGUCGAGCCAAAAGACAAGCGUUCAAGGAUCAAGCAUAUCCUAACACCACGUGGCAACAAGGAGUCUUCUACCGCUUCGACGACAGUGUAGACCCUUAUGUAAGGAGAAUAUUCCAAAUGGGUGCGAAACAAUGGGAAGACGUAACCUGCUUGAACUUCACUGAAGAUAAAGACAAAAAAGCUGAAAACAGCAUUGUUUUAAUCAGUGAGGAUGGCUGCUGGUCAUAUGUAGGACGAGUCGGUGGUGAGCAACCUCUCUCACUUGGUGAAGGCUGCGAACAGGUUGGAAUCGCUACACAUGAACUCGGUCACGCGCUUGGGCUCUUCCACACCAUGUCACGUUACGAUCGUGAUGAAUUUAUUACAGUCGUUCUUGAUAAUGUUGUGGAAGGUUUCGUGGAUCAAUACGUGAAAGAGACAAAUGAAACCACUACCAACUAUGGAUUCACCUAUGAUUAUGGUAGCAUUAUGCAUUACGGAGCAGCCAGCGCCUCUCACAACAAGAAACCCACAAUGGUAGCCAAUGAUACAAGGUACCAGGAGUCGAUGGGCUCGCAGAUCAUUUCGUUCAUUGAUAAGUCUAUGAUUAAACGAUCACUAUAA
This is a messenger RNA of Cooperia oncophora, 627 nucleotides long. The record is from the annotation of a GenBank genome assembly. NCBI's taxonomy places the organism in Eukaryota, Metazoa, Nematoda, Chromadorea, Rhabditida, Trichostrongylidae.